AUGUUCGAAUUAGAUGACGGCGGCGAAGGGUUGCGAAUGCUCGCCCGCUUCAUGGACACGUACCGCGACGCCCUCGAGACGAUCAUGGGGGAGGAAGCGCUGAACCUCGACGACGAGUGCGAGCGCCUCCGUCUCGAGAGGUGCGCGGCGUUAUACAUGGAUUUGGGUUUAAGUGAGGAGAGAUGGAAUAUUUUGAAGAGGUAUUUGCCAACCGCGUUGUCUCUCGUUCCUCUCACGCAUAUUCGCGCCGCGUUUAAUUCGGUGAACGUGGACCUCAUCCCGAUCACCGUCGACGAUCCCUUGAUGCCGAGGAUCGGUUGGAUGGUACGGGAUGUACGGCGGCUCGUGGAAGAGCGCGUGGGGUGGUGGUUGGAUACCACGGAAGGCUACGGCGUCGCCGCCGUCGUCGCCGCCGCCGCCGCCGGGGAGACACUCAAGCUCGACCUUGAGUUCAAGGUCGGCGGCGACAACUUCAGCACCUUGGACUUCAAGAAAGCCACGCGGAAGACAGAGCAAUGGGCAUUCUACCCGCUCUUCCCCGGCGAGGACUUCAACAACCCCCAUAAUAUUAUUCCCCUCGCGCUCUUCGACGGCGGAGAAACGGACGCGAACCUCACCGCCGUGCUCAAGCACGUUGAGCCGCAACUCCCGAUCGGAGAUGGCGAGGACGCGACGGCGGUGUGGACUAUAAACGGCGUCGAGGUACGUUUUAAGGCGCGACUCAUGGGAGACUUCGCGUGCGCGUCGAUAUUAUACAACCACCUUGGGACGGCGUCUAAGUGCAAUUGCUUGCAUUGCUACCGCGGGUACGGCCCCGGGCUCGGGGUCGGCAACGUACACACCGUGCGAACGGUCAACGAUCAGCUCCCGCGACGCACUCGCGAGGAGAUGCUGCUGAUGGGAAACAUAGCGGCGAUGUUCAGAAAGGUGGGCGAGGACGCGGAGGCGGCGGUCACGGACGAGCAAGUCAAAGAAGAGAUCGAACGCGUCGCCGCCGUCGCCGCCGCCGCCGCCGCCGCCGCCGAUGAGAAAGCCGCGAAAGCCGCCGCGAAAGCCGUCGCCGCCGCCGCCGCCGCGAAAGCCGCCGCGAACGCGACCGAGGACCUCGGCGACGUCACGCGCGAGGACACCGCGGACGUCGCAUCACCGCGCCGCGAGAACGCGCGCAACGACGGCGGGGUCGCGGUCGGAUCGUCCGGAAUUACGAUUCCCGGGGCCGGCGGCGCCGGCGCCCCGGCUCCCGGCACCGGCGCCGAUGUACCCCGCGGUACUCCCGCCGCCCCCGCCGCCACCGUGAACGUCCUCGACGCUCCACCUGGUGAUGACGACGUGCGAGGAGAAGUGAGCGCGGACGCGGCGGACGCGGAGAAGGAGGUCGCGAAGAAACCCAACGAAGCGCCGCCGGGAGAGGCGGGAGCCCGAACGAAAAAAAAAACCAAAAAGGUGCCGACUUUUGAUCAAACACGCGACGCGAUGAGACGCAAGGCGAAACGGGCCGCUCAACACCUACUUGUGGGAGAGGACCCGGUAAAGGCGCACCCCGAAGCGCACGAAUUAUUCUGUAAGCAAAAGAAGAAGAAGCGGUGGGAUAAGAAGGUCGAAUUCAUCGACGUGAUGAAGGACGAGGCGAAGCUAAUCAUGAUGUGCGGUUCGCUCAAGGGCCCGCCGCUCACCGCCAUCCCCGUCGCGGACUACAUCCCCGACGUGUGUCACGCCGUACUGAACGUGUGCCGCGCGGAUUACGCCGAACAGGACGGUAAAUCGCUUUUUCAGAAACACGCGACGCAAAUCCAGGUGCGAGGGAGGGCGCGGGGCGGGGCGAGCGCGGGUCUGAACCGAAUCCAUCUCUCACCUUUUUUUCUUUGUAGGCCCUUGACAAAUUUGAUGCCGCCGUCGCCGCCGUCGCCGGCUGCCCCCGUCCGAUGA
Messenger RNA from Micromonas pusilla CCMP1545, 1926 nucleotides. RefSeq lists its product as uncharacterized. Lineage: Eukaryota; Viridiplantae; Chlorophyta; Mamiellophyceae; Mamiellales; Mamiellaceae. The coding region runs from base 1 to 1926 and encodes 641 amino acids. The transcript has a single exon. The record is from RefSeq and is a predicted model, not a curated record.